Molecule: messenger RNA, 1338 nt
Organism: Osmerus eperlanus (European smelt)
Lineage: Eukaryota; Metazoa; Chordata; Actinopteri; Osmeriformes; Osmeridae
Exons: 6
Coding region: 595-1239 (214 amino acids)
Source: RefSeq, a predicted model, not a curated record
ACAUUCUCGCCAUCGGAGCAAACGAUAAUAAUGAGUCUCUACGAAGACUAUAAAGAAAUAAUAAUGGCUAAGUCAAACACCGCCACUGCUGCCAGAGCAAGACAGGCAGCUUGGCAAAAAAUUGCCGAUAAGCUAAAUGCGUAAGUUUUGGGAAAAUGUAUAGGCUCAUCUUAAGUGCCUCAUUAACCCAAUCAGAUCACAUUUCUUUAAAUGUGCCUGCUGGCAGUAGGCUUAAUGGAAAUUAAUCAUUGAAUGAGAUCUUGCUAGCGAAAAUAAUGAUCUCAACUCUUACAGAAUAAGUAGGCCUAGAUAAAACCAAGGCCAAAGAGUAUCUAAUUGAUACGAAUUCAUAGACACUUAUGAUGAUGUAUGUACUGAAAGCGCUUAUUUAUCAUGUACUAUAUAUGUGCAUAUGCAUGUAUGUGUAGAUGACCAUAUAGAAGUAUGAGUUUGAAUAUGCAUGUGCAAAUCUGUGUAUGGGCGGAUCACAGUAUGUAUGUAGGCUAUGUAUUAUUCAAUCAAUUGAAGCAGUGAAAAGAAACUGUGUUAGAUUCUCUCUGUAUCAUGAGUCCACUUUAAUCAUUUCCAACAAUAAUGAUAUGGUAUGGUGUACUAAUAACACUGUCAUAUAAUUAUGAGUGCUUUCAACCCCCAUGUAGUUGCAACCCGGCAACUAAAAGAACUUGGGAGCAAGUUAAAGUGAAGCACAAAAACAUCAUUCAGGCUGCAAACAAGAAAAAGGCGGAUAUGCUGAAGAUGGGGGGAGGACCCCGAGGUCCUGAGCUAACCCCUGCUGAGGAGCUUGCCCUGGCCAACAACAGGGGUAGGCCAAUCAUGCAGGGCAUAGCUGGGGGCAGCUCCUCUGGAGAGGUGGUGGCAGGAGAGAAUCCGUAUGUCCAAGUGGCCGGAGGUUCGAUCACACUCCUGCAGCCACCUCCCAAUGUGUUGUUGGUCAGGGGAGAGGAGCCCACUGAUGAGGUCGGUCUAGACGAUGAGGACACACUUUCCGCCUUCUCCAGCGAUUUGGCAAAUCCUGCUGGACCACGGCCUGCUCCGCCGGAGCCUGGCCCCUCUCGCUCUUUGGGAACUGGGGAUGGGGAGACUGACACUGAAGAUGUGUGCACGCUAUAUAAGCGCUACUUGCGUGCCAAGAUUCACAACCUCCACUUAACCUCAAUGAAGCUGGAUUUGGAGGUUAAAUUGCUUAAACGGCAGCUGAAUGUAAGUCUAACCCUGUAAAGCAAAGCUUUGGCUAAAGUAUUUGUGAGCUUUGCCAUGAAUUGUAACUAAACUGAAAAUCUUAUUUCUUGUGCACCUUCAUUUACAGGAUAACCAAUA